CCAAACCCAAAAAAAAACAUCGAAUUUCAGUUCACCAUUUUCCGGCAAAAUCUCCAUUUUCCGGCGAAGUCUGCGAGAUAUGAGAAAUGACGAAUUUGUCCUGGCCGAGAUGCUGCCGAAGAAGAGAGCCGGUCGGAAAGUGUUCAAAGAGACACGUCAUCCUGUCUACAGAGGAGUACGCCGAAGAAACGGCGACAAGUGGGUAUGCGAAGUACGUGAACCGAAGCACCAACGGCGUAUAUGGCUCGGCACCUAUCCCACGCCGGAGAUGGCGGCGCGUGCACAUGACGUGGCCGCACUCGCUCUCCGCGGCCGUUCCGCCUGCCUCAACUUCGCAGACUCCGCCUGGUGCCUCCCUUCGCCGGAUUCCGACGAUCCCGACGUCAUCCGGAGCGCGGCGGCUGCGGCGGCGGAGAUGUUUCGUACGCCGGAGGUAGGGAGUGAGAUUACGGUUUUGCCCUCCGACGGUGGAGGGUCUGCGGAGGAGGAGGAGAUGACGAUGAUGAGUAGAAUAGCGGAGGAGCCAUUGAUGUCGCCGCCACGGCCGAUGUACUACUACGGGGAUGUCGGCUCAUGUGUGUACGUGGAUGAUGAUAGUUCCUAUGAUGACGUGUCCUUGUGGAGUUAUUAAAUUCACAUGUAUCUGUGUGCAUGCGUGUGUGUAUAUAUAUGGAGUGUGGUUAGAACUUAGAUCCUCUGUCCAAGAUUCUUUGACGGAACUAUUUGUCAGAUUCCUGGAACCUUCUGAAGGUUUAUUUUUUCUGAAUGUGACACAAUAUUAAUUAAUUAAUUAAUUAGUA
This is a messenger RNA of Tarenaya hassleriana, 800 nucleotides long. RefSeq names its product dehydration-responsive element-binding protein 1E-like. Lineage: Eukaryota; Viridiplantae; Streptophyta; Magnoliopsida; Brassicales; Cleomaceae. Gene Ontology annotation, molecular function: DNA-binding transcription factor activity; DNA binding. The record is from RefSeq and is a predicted model, not a curated record. Gene Ontology annotation, biological process: regulation of DNA-templated transcription. Bases 80 to 631 code for a protein of 183 amino acids. The transcript has a single exon.